AUGAAGCGUGGCUCCGAAGAUUUAUCGUCUCUCUACACAAGCUCGUCGAGUACUGGUACUUCGCCAACCACGGCAUGUUCACAGAAGUCCCUCAAGAGACUAAAGUUGGAGAAUGAAAUAUUCUCUAAAAGCAUUAAGGACAUUGAAAAGAUGUUUGCACCACCACAAUCUACCAGGGCACCGCAGGCGGUGGUUACAAGAAGACCGUCAUGCGACCAGUACCUUCCUGAGAGCACUACGCCUGGUAAAUACAACUACGACUGCAUCAACGUGGCCUUUUUACCUAAUCAACGCUCGCCAACCGCCCCUAAUUACUCCACUCAAAACAACAAUGCCAAUAGUAUAGUGCCGGUUUUGCCAAGCCAAAGACAAACCCUCAAGCCCAAGUCUAUUAUGAACAAAUCGCCACUUUUAUACUUGGAUUUUGAUCUUUACGAACCGGAGGUGACGCCACGAUACACAAAGGAAAACUUGGAACAAGAGUUAAAUCUCAUAGAUCAAUUGGUGUUACUUCAUUAA
Molecule: messenger RNA, 519 nt
Organism: Suhomyces tanzawaensis NRRL Y-17324
Lineage: Eukaryota; Fungi; Ascomycota; Pichiomycetes; Serinales; Debaryomycetaceae
Exons: 1
Coding region: 1-519 (172 amino acids)
Source: RefSeq, a predicted model, not a curated record